Molecule: messenger RNA, 811 nt
Organism: Macadamia integrifolia
Lineage: Eukaryota; Viridiplantae; Streptophyta; Magnoliopsida; Proteales; Proteaceae
Product: arabinosyltransferase XEG113-like
Exons: 3
Coding region: 323-811 (162 amino acids)
Biological process (GO): cell wall pectin biosynthetic process
Cellular component (GO): Golgi apparatus
Molecular function (GO): arabinosyltransferase activity
Source: RefSeq, a predicted model, not a curated record
CCUUGCAAUCAACAGCUUCAUUUCACUGUCAACUUUUUUGUUCUGUUUUAUUUUUAAUUUUUCUUGUUUUAUUAUUUUUUUUUGGUAAGGAUUUUUCUUGUUGAAUUAGAGGCAGUCAAGGUGGUUGACCUCGCCGGGCGGCACUGUGAGAAACUAAAAUCUAUCAUCUUCGAAAGUUAAAACCUAUUCAUUCUUGUAGAGAGUUGAGGAGCAUGCAUUCUUCGCGUUGCAGUUUGAAAUUUUCGAGUUUAAUUUCUGUUUGAAUUUGGCAAAUUUUGAGGAAGAUAAAAAUUGGGAGAUCUGGAACCGAAAUUCUCCAUCAAUGGCUUGGAAUCCGUUCCAAGACAUCAGUAACUCGAAGCCACUGUUCUUGACGAUAUACGCGACUGUUCUAAUCGGUAUCAUCUGCUCCUCAGUCUAUGUGUUCUCUGCUCUUUACGGCGGGAAAACGGUCGAUCCGACCACGUUGUUUUCUCCCGCUUACCCGAUCACUCAGGAUUCUACUCAAGUGGAUCAUGCUCUGAAUUCUGAACCUGUGACAAGGGGCGAAGUACCAUCAUUAUCUGCAUCGAAGCCUGAAAGGAUGAAGCCUAUAUGGGAGGUACCACCCCGUGGCUCAAAAAUGCCACCUCUGAAGACCUUUCGACUAACAAAAGAGCUCGUGAGUGACAGAGCGAUAGACAAUGUCAUCAUUGUAACCUUUGGGAACUAUGCUUUCUUGGAUUUUAUCCUGAAUUGGGUUAAACACUUGACUGAUCUCAGCCUUCCUAAUUUCCUUGUUGCAAUGCAAAAUUUUGAUUCUCCAGUCUAA